Mauremys mutica (yellowpond turtle) is the source of this 7068-nucleotide messenger RNA. RefSeq names its product ubiquitin specific peptidase 40 (gene USP40). Gene Ontology annotation, molecular function: cysteine-type endopeptidase activity; cysteine-type deubiquitinase activity. The transcript is spliced from 33 exons. Lineage: Eukaryota; Metazoa; Chordata; Testudines; Geoemydidae. Gene Ontology annotation, biological process: protein deubiquitination. Gene Ontology annotation, cellular component: nucleus; cytosol. The coding region runs from base 117 to 3968 and encodes 1283 amino acids. The record is from RefSeq and is a predicted model, not a curated record.
AACGGAGCCAAAACAACCAUGGCGGCGGCGGCGGCGGCGAGCUGGCGGCGGUGCUGGUGUCAGCGCAAGCGUGGCUCCCCGUGCCGGCAGUGAGCGGACUAUACUGUGGCUUCACAAUGUUUGGAGACUUAUUUGAAGAGGACUUUUCCUUUGUGUCAAAUAAUCAAUGUGGAAAAGGGAAGAAAUCAAAGUCCAAAGAUACCGAGCCUCCCGCUCCAAGGGAGUUCACCAAAUUAAGUGGUAUCAAAAAUCAGGGUGGGACCUGCUACCUCAAUUCCCUUCUCCAGACUUUGCAUUUCACGCCAGAAUUUAGAGAAGCACUGUUUUCCCUAGGCCCUGAAGAACUUGGUUCUCUGGAAAAUAUCAAUAAACCAGAUGUAAAGGUUCGAGUAAUUCCAUUACAGUUACAACGAUUAUUUGCUCAGCUUUUGCUCUUAGAUCAGCAGGCUGCAUCUACAACAGACCUCACUGAGAGCUUUGGAUGGAACAGCAAUGAGGAGAUGAGACAACAUGAUGUACAAGAGUUAAAUCGGAUUCUGUUCAGUGCUUUGGAAACUUCCCUUGUGGGGACUUCUGGCCAUGACCUUAUUAAUCGGUUGUACCAUGGGACUGUUGUUAACCAGAUUGUUUGUAAGGAGUGCAAGAAUGUCAGUGAGAGACAGGAGGAUUUUUUAGAUCUAACGGUGGCAGUCAAGGAUGUAUCUGGCUUGGAGGAGGCCCUGUGGAACAUGUAUGUGGAAGAGGAAUAUUUUGAAAAUGAUAACUUGUACCGAUGUGGCGCAUGCAACAAACUGGUUGAAGCAGCAAAGUCUGCUAAACUGCGUAAGUUGCCCCCCUUUCUUACUGUCUCGCUCCUGAGGUUUAACUUUGACUUUGAGAAGUGUGAACGAUACAAGGAAACAAGCUGCUAUACGUUCCCUAUCCGGAUUAACCUCAGGCCUUUUUGUGAGCAGACUCAGUUGGAGGAUUCGGAGUACAUGUAUGAGCUCUUCUCUGUUAUUAUACACAAAGGUGGCUGCUAUGGAGGACACUACCAUGUUUAUAUCAAAGAUGUUGAUGCAUUAGGAAAUUGGCAAUUGCAAGAGGAGGAACGCAAACUGAUGACUGAAGAGAAGGUUCAGAAAGAUACUGAAAAUAUCAAAGAAAUGGAGAAUCCACUGACAAUCCUGAAAGGGAUCUUAUCAGAGGAAGAAUCCAAACAAAUUCCUGUGGAUCAGUUAGGGCAGAAACUAUUGGAGAAAAAAGGAAUGUCCUGGAACAAAAAAUACAGGAAACAAUAUGGACCAAUACGAAAGUAUUUGCAGAAUCAUUCUCAGAUAUUUCGACUUAGUCCUGAUGAUAAUAAGGUUAGUCUAAAGGAGAUGUACCAUCAGCUCCAGUUUGGGUCAGAUUGCCAAGGACAAGUUCUGCAAAGCCCUUCUCAGAACAGUGAUGUCCAGUGGACUUCAGAAAGUCUAUGUACAGUGCUAAAGGACAGCGCCUCUGGUUCCCAUUGGUUUGACUUGAAUGAUACAAAAGUCCAGCCCAUUAAGGAGAAGGAUAUUGAGAAACAAUUUCAGGGUAAAGAGAGUGCCUACAUGCUGUUUUAUCGAAAAUCCCAGUUGAAAAGACCAUCUGAAGCACAAGCAAAUCCAAGAUAUCGGGUUCCUGGCCAUCUCUUGAAUGAAAUGGAUGCUGCGAACAUUGAACUGCGGAAGAGAAGGAUGGAUUCUGACUCUGCAGACAAUAAUAUUGAUUUGCGCCUCCAUUUGGGCUCUCAGUAUAAACUUUACAAUGGGGCCCUACACCCAUCGCUUUCUUGGAAAGAAAGUGUGCUGGAUCUGACUAUUGAUAAAAGAAAAACCCUAGGAGAUCUGCGACAAUCGAUAUUUCAGCUGUUGGAAUUUUGGGAAGGAGACAUGAUUCUCAGUACUGCAAAGUCUCUACCAGCAGGACUUCAUCUUUACCAAACACUUGAUGGAGAUGAGAUGACAUUGGGUGACAUUGGACUUGCAGAUGGGGCAGAUGUCUUUGUGUGGAAUGGCAAGGAGGUUGGUGGUAUGGAGGUGUUACCAGGUCUUGACCAUGAACCCGUGCUUCUAAAUGUUCUUCGGUUGGCGGGCUAUAAUGAAGGAGGGAAAGGUCAGCAUUUCAUCGAAUCCCAGCAUGUUGUUCCAUGCAGUGCAGAACUGAGCACCCUGUGGAAAGCCUUAGCAUCGCCAGGAGGAAUCAUCUUAAUGAACAGUUCGGGAUCUGACAAAGAGGUGGAGAAUUGGAAAGUCGUUCCUGAAGAGGAUAUGAAGAAGACAGUCAGAAUUGUUGGCCUGACAGAUGGAAGCUCAAUAUUAGUUUUAGAUAGCCAUGACCAAAGCUUGGUGAACGUGGCAAGUGGCAAUUUGACUGCUUUUAUGCAUGAUAUCAGCUGGCUACAAGUUAAAAAUUUCUGCCGCUUGGAAGCUGAAGAGAAGCAAGUUAAAAUUACUGCAACCGUUGAAACAGUGAUGUCAGAUAUCAAAAUUAAAGCAAUACAGGAGCUGCAAUUAGGGGAGGAGCUAGUGGAUGAUAGCUGUCUCAGACCCAUUAACAGAAAUGGGAAGCUUCUCUGUCCAGUGCCUGAGGAUUAUACUGUCAAAGAAGCAGAGCUAAAGAUGGGAAGCCUGUUGGGACUGUGUCAUGGAAAAGCUCCAACUUCCACUCAGCUCUUCUUGUAUUUUGUUGUUGGGAGUGAUCUGCAGGGAGCCCCAGAGAUGGAGAUAGUAGUGGAAGAGACUGCAUCUGUGAGAGAGUGUCUAAACUUAAUGCUGGAGAAAUCUGGGUUACCAGGUGACAACUGGCAUUUGAGAAGAAUCGAUUGGUGCUAUGAAGCUGGAGAAGCAUUAAGUGAGGAAGGUGCCAGACUGAAGGAGCUUAAUGUCUGCAGUGGAGAUACUUUGGUCAUAACUGAAGGGAAACUGCCGCCCAAGGGAUUCCUGAAGGUGCCCAUCUGGUGGUACAAGCCUUUGAUACACUUUGAACAGCAAGAGAGCAUGCAGAAUCAAGUGAACUGCAUGAUGGGGGCAUUGCGAGUAUCUCCAGCAGGAGCCUCAGUUUGCUGCGCUGCCAGCGCUCUGGCCCACUGCUCCUGUCAGACAGCGUGGUGGCGUGGCUGGCUCCGGCCAGGCGGCGGGGCUGCGAGCUCCUGCUGCUUUGAGCGGCAUGAUUCCCCAGCAUAUGUCCAGUCAGACAUCAGGCUUUGUUAUGCAGGCGAUGUGGAAAUCUCUGGAGAAGCUUUUCUGGAGGAUUUGAAAAUUCAGGCCAUGACCUUGCCAUUCUUCCAGGAGCUCAGUGUCCCAUCACCUGAGUUUCUCAGAGCCUGGACAUUGGAAAGUAAGCGCCCAGGCAAGCUUUUACGAAACAACCAGCAACAACUCAAUGAAUAUAAACUGGGAGGCAGAACAGAAAUCUGUAUAGAGCCUUUACAGAAGGAAGAGAAUCUGGGCCCCAGUGACUUGCUGCUUCGGGUGCAGAUGGGCAUACCCGGGGAGAGGGAUUACUACCACUCUGUGGAUUUGGUGUGGGAUAUCUCCAAAGAAUGCACAGCAUGGGCACUGAGGCAUAGACUUGCUGCUCACUAUUCUCUCCCUGUGGAGAAAAUCGAAAUUGCAAAAUACUUCCCAGAGAAGUUUGAGUGGAUGACAAUCUCCAGCUGGACCCAGCAAAUUUCGAAGAGGAAACGGAAGAAAAAACAGGAGAGUUUGCAGUCAGCACCCUUUCACCUGAAAGAUGGAGACAUUAUCGGUGUAAAGAAUCUUCUACUUGAGGAGGGUAAGGACUUCAGUACUGUGAGAGAUGAUAUUGGAAAGGAGACACAGAGGCAGCUUGCAAUGGAAAAAAAGAAAAGCCGACAAGCGCAGCGUUUACAGAACGAUGUUUUGUCUGAGGGAAAGGUGGCUACUAAGCAUCGUAAACCAGAAGUGGCUCUUUCCAUCAAUGUGGGAAUCUUCAGAUAGCAUUGGACAGGUGACUUGCUGAGUGACCCUUGCCAAUGAUGUACUGAAUUAGAAUGGAGUACCUCAACUGGACCGGCAGAGGGAUGGUCUUCUCAGAAAUGUCCUCCUGACUCUCUGCUGAGACAACUGGCUAUAGGAUUCAGGACAGCUCUGGAUUUCCUGUAAUCUAUACUGGUGAAGUGCUUUAGCAUUCCUUUAUCAAUGUGGAACUUACUCUCAGGCUAGAUAAAUGCACUUUAUCAAUGAGAAAAUGGAUUACUAUAGUACAUAAUCUUUCAGUGACUAUUUUGUAAUAAUCAUAUAUGUAUUUUUAUCUGACAUUGCUAUCCUAUACCAUUACUACAAAGCUUUUUUUCAUGCAGGCAUGUAACUUCUAAAAGGAAUUGUUUGACUCUUUUGACUUCUGAAAUUAUUAGAUGUUAGGUUUUGUUUACAUGCCUGGUUGAUAAAUCUGAGUUUUAUAAUAGUUUAAAUCAAAAUUGGGUUCAUGCUCCCCCCUCUCUCUCUCUCUGCAGCCAUUUUGUCGAUAUAUUUUUUUUCUGCAGCACUAGUAAUUCCAGCCCAACAGCAAACUGUUUGCAGCCCAACAGCAAACUAAUAGUUUUCCAUCUGAGCCCUGUAGAGGUGACUUAUCUAAACAGUGUAUGUGACAUUUCAGUACUUGCCUCCUCUGUUAUGUUAAAUCUUUCCAUUGUGCAGCAAGUCCAAACUCUACUCCUCGCCAUAUAAUGAAGCUCUCUCUGUUAAUCAGGAACAUGAGCAGAAACUGAUUUCAGCAUUUCCUUAAUCUCCGGAACAAAUACACUAAACUGGCCAAAGUAAGGAGCAAAUGUGUUCAAAGUCUAAAAAGGUCUGGAGAGCGGUGUCUGUAAAUUAGAAAUAUAUUGUCACUGUGCUGUUUUUCUUCUCUAGAUGCCUGUUCCUUUUUUAUUAUACACUAAGUUAUUAAAAAGUUUAGGAGAGAAGGAGAGCGUUUGAUGGAAUAGUGAACUUUUGUUUUUACUCAGGAAAAGGUUAUGUUUAUUUUAAGGUAAUCAAAUUAAAUGGACCUUUGUAAUUUUGCUUGACUGACUUGAUAGCCCUCAAUAGGUUAAAAGAAAAAAAAACAGAAAAAUGUUUCUCCUUUGGGUGUUGUACAGCUGGUUGUACAUCCCCAAUAAUAAAAGGGGUAUGUAUAACUGAAACAGAAUACAGGGUUGGUUCUAAUACCAGCUAAACACUGUGCUGUCCAAGGCUGUUAUGGAUUAUGGUAAAUAAAACAUUUACUGUAUUAUUGUAAGACUAGUUCUUGCUCAAUGAUGAGACUAUAUCUUUCUACCAAUGUGUGUGGUAACUGGGAUCAUUACAAUUAAUAAUUUAAUUCUCAGUAUCUUUCUGUAAAAUAUUUUUCAGUGCUUACAAUUACUAAACUCUUUUUUUUAUAUGUUCCCUUAUAGUACAUGGAUCAUAAUUUCAUUUGCAGUCAGGUUCAGUGGUUUCUUCAGAAAGAGUAUUGGUGUUAAUACAUUGAAUUAACCAAACACUGGAGCAUAUCUCGUUUGUAAUAAACUGUACUUUUUAAACAUGUAUUAGAUUAUAGGAUGAGAAUGGGAUAUAUAUAAAUUUAAAAUAACCACAUAUCCUUAACUGAACUACAAUUAAGUGUUCAUCACAUACUUCAAGUUUGCCUUUCUCUGUUAUAAGGCUGGGAAAACUAAUUAUCUGAUCAGAUACACUACAAAACCUUGCAGUCAUGGCUGGAAAAACCCCUGUAAACGGUUAAAAGGAAGUGUUCAAACACAAUUUCUGAAAAAGAAAGUGAAAUGUUUUCAUUAUAAUUAAAUUGCUGCUGCCAAAGUGACUGGAUACAGUACCUGUAUUGAUUUAGAGUACGUUACUAAAUCUUGUAUUGUUUAUUUUGUAAGUAUAGUAGUCUUAGUAGUAGAAGACUUCAUUAUGGUGACUAUUAAAACUUUGGGAAAAAAGUGGGAAGACCCUGCUAUUAAGGUGAGCAGAAUUCUACUGUUUUGGACAGAGCUUCAGAGUGACUGAGUCCCCCGCCUUCAGGAUCUGAUUCAGCAAAACAUUUCAGCAUAUGUUUGACUUUCAGCAUGUGAACAGUCCUAAUUCACUGCGGCUGCAUAUGUGCUUCAAGUUAAGUAGGUGCUUAGGUCCUUUCUUGAAUUGGGGCUUUAGUCGGGAGGUAAGGGGAUAUUUUAAUCUCUAGUUAUUUGGUUCUACUCUUUAUUUGAGCCAAGUGCAGUUGAAUUAUGUAAUGCUGUAUUUAUGGAAGAAUUCUCUUGUAAAACUUGACAGAGGCCAGCAAAGGUGUCUCUCCCUCAAACUGACCUUGUUUUGCACAGCCUUUUUCCAUUUUCCAUACAUUUUGUUAAGCCGCACAUUUGUCAGAAGACACUUCACAUAAUGAGUACCAAGAUUCAAAUUUGGUAAAUAAGGAAAGAAUUUGUGUGCUUGCAAGCUAUUUCAUUGCAUUACAUUUAAUUUGCUGACUUUUUUUUAUUAUUAUUCUGUUUCUAUGUUGGAAAGUUCUGCUAUCCCUUCUCUUUCCAUCUUCCUUUAAUAAGUAUACUUUUCAAAGACAUGAAGCUCAGAGAAAUUUAGAUAUAGAUUAAGUACUUAAGUGAGUAUUGUAGUAUGUGCCUUUAUUGAAGUGCAGUGUAGCAGUGACUGCACUGAACCAAUAUUGAGUUAUUGUUUUAAAUGUUGGCUUGAAAGACUUUAAGAAAAGUCCAUGGAGGAUCAGUCCACAAUGAGGAUUUUUGUUAAAGGGAAAAAUACCUUUUUAAAAUUUGAGUUUUCAUGAUUCCACAAUUUGUCACAGUUAUGUUCCAAUGUGAGGAGAAGCUUUCCUCUUUAUUAUCCAAGUCUGCUUCAGAAACUGAAUAAAGAAUUGUUUAUAUAUGUAUAUAACAAAUGUUUCACUCAUGCUGUCUUUGUAACUAUCAUACAGUUUAGAUUGGUUACUAACUAAUGAACAUGGAGAAGGAAUAAAUGAAUGGCUAUCCAAAAUGUCUGAAACACUGAGCUCCUAUUUUAAUGUAUUUUCAACAAGUAAAAUAAAUACCUUGGCUGAACAGGAGGUGAGAUCCUGUGAAAAGAA